UAGAAUGCGUGGAUAUAGACCCGCGUACGCUUUUGGGGUGGGAUAAACUUGCAGAGAGCCUCGGAAGUUUGACGAUAAGAAAGAGUGGGAUGGAAGACUUCACCGAUCUUUUCGUAGUCUCUGUUCUAGAGGAUGAACGGGAGCGAGAAGAGAGGAUUAGUAUUACGAGGCGGAGGAUGGGAUCGCGUGUGCUCCCGAGGCAGGCCUCCUUUCACAGCACUCUCCUACCAGCGUCUGUUCCAGAAAGUGUAGAGGACCUUCAGACACCCACAGCGGAGAAUAUUCAAUUGCCACCGCCACCAUUAGCCGCCUCACAGCUGUCACCAUCGAAGUGGGCAUUUUUGAAGCACUUAUCGCUAGCGGAUAAUGCAAUGACUUUUUUGUCAAUGGAACCUUUGACUUGCCUCGCUUCGCUAACUCAUCUUGAUCUAUCGUCAAAUCUCCUAGUGUCAGUACCUCACGGAUUGUCUGUUCUCCACAAUCUGGUAUCGCUUAACCUCUCUGACAACAUGAUCGAUUCUGUCCUGGGUAUCUAUACGCAGCUAGGUCAAGUUCUUACCAUCAAUCUCUCCCGCAACAGACUAGAGUCUCUCUGUGGCCUAGAACGUCUUAUGGCCUUGGAACGUGUCGAUCUUCGACACAAUUACAUAGUGGAAAGUGGGGAGGUUGGCAGGUUAGCAACCGUUCCAAAUAUCACAGAAGUCUGGGUGGAAGGUAAUCCUUUGGCCUACCAUGAGGACAACUACCGCAUAAACUGUUUCGAUAUUUUCUUGAAAGAGGGGAAAAACAUUCAAUUGGAUGGCACACCGCCAAGCUUCUCUGAGAGGCGAACGUUAACGGUUGCUCCUGACCAGAUUCCGGCCUCCCGUUCUGUACCCGCUGUACCCUCCCCAUCAGUGGUUGCAGUAGGCGUUCAUACCUCCACUUCUGCUCCCGAUAUGCCAUCUACCCCACAACUCUCACCUUCGGCAUCGUCACCAGCUUCACGGAACGCAUCUCCUAUGUUGACGGCAGUUGUAGCAGGAAAGUCCAGACGAAAGAGGAACAAGCGAAUAGUGGACUUGGAUGGUGAUGCAGAUCAUAGUGAUGCUUCGGUUGCGCAUAGCGGUUUGCGUUCCCAUAAUAAACCGCACGGAGACUCGAGCGUGAAAGCCAGCUCGGAACGGGAACGACCGCACGAUCCUCCCUCACAGCCCUCACAGGCAUCUGCCGAGACUACGUUGCCUCCUCACUCAAGACAUAGGAGACGUAAUACAGAUCAUUCGUCGGCUUCCGCUGCAGAUGAUUCUGCACCUAUGUCUGCUCAUUCUGGAUCGCUUCGACGUAUAUCGCGCGACGCGAGGGCCUUGUCACCAGUGCGAAGGUCGUAUAUGUCCACGUCGAUUUAUGAGCCUCCAACCUCAAACUCAGCUACAUCGGAAAGCAAAAUCGAAGAAGCGGAGGCCUACCGUGCGCGGAUCGAGGCGCUGCGUUCUGACAUGGGGGAUGGUUGGUUGAAGGUUUUCAGUCAAAGCCAACUAGGGGCUCCGACUAGGGUGGGACGAAGGUAGUAAUAGUGGGGAGUAAUAUGGUCUUUAGUGUGCUAUUGGCUCUACAUCCCAAGAUUAUGAUCCUUUCGUUUUUGUUUGGUAUACCCACUUUCUAUUUUGUAUGUCAGUAGCCCCCGACUCGGAUUCUGCGUGUGUGGAUAUGUACUUAUUGCUCCUAUCUUGAUAACUUUUGGCAUAAUAUAGCAACCGCUGGAUAUUUUUUUCUCUUA
Messenger RNA from Serpula lacrymans var. lacrymans S7.9, 1759 nucleotides. RefSeq lists its product as uncharacterized. Bases 90 to 1550 code for a protein of 486 amino acids. The transcript has a single exon. Lineage: Eukaryota; Fungi; Basidiomycota; Agaricomycetes; Boletales; Serpulaceae. Gene Ontology annotation, molecular function: protein kinase binding. The record is from RefSeq and is a predicted model, not a curated record. Gene Ontology annotation, cellular component: cytoplasm.